AUGCCUUCGGUACUGUUGAAGACAGAUCCAUCGCUCUAUGAGGGUGCAUUUCCAGCAUUCGAUAAACCGUCGGUGGUCGGAGAAAUGUGUGUUACCAAACAGCGUAAUGUAUUGCCGGGUAGGUGCCGGGCAAAAUAUCUUCAUGAGAAAAUUAUUGGGAAACGAUGUAAUUUUGACUUAAAUAUUGGUUAUCGCCAAUUUCAAAGCAAAGAUGUUUUGCAUAAUGAAAAAUUAGACAUGCUAUUGAAAUGGAUACUUAUACAUAGUGAAUCUGGAUCUUCUCUGGGAAAGGUUUGCCAUAGAGCCGAUUUUAUUUGUUGGCGUGGUACUCUGACGCGGAUUGCAUGUUCACCAUAUGAAUGUCGAGAUGGUUGGCGAAUAGCUGCUGUUCGGUACAAAUCUGUAAAUUUCAUCUGUGAGUUCCCGACGAAUGAAAAAAUCCUACAAUUAAAGUCAAUGUCUGAUCGCGACAAGUUGAUGACAUACUGGGGAUUUAAGUAUGAACAGUACGUGACAAGUGACUCUUUAUCGAGUGAACCAAACAUAAAUGAACCCGUGACGAAUUUAGAGGAAUUUGAUGUUAUUGUUAAAGCACGCUUGGGAGGACGAAAGAACGGUUUCCGUAUUCUGUAUUCUGGUGAGACCGACUGCAUUGAUGCCGAAGGCGAAUAUGUGGAACUGAAGACGCAGUGUAAGGAAUUAGCAAAUAAUUUUUGGAGACAUAAAGCAAUGAAGUGGUGGGUGCAAUCCUUUCUGAUCGGCAUACAAAAUAUAGUUGUCGGCUUUAGAGAUAACAAUGGCAUUGUGACUCACACUGAGUGGCUCAAAGUGCCACAGCUCGCAAAAAAAGCUCAUCAGUGGUCCGCAAAUGUUACCUUCAACUUUCUUCUUGCAGUACUAAAUCGUUUAAAAGAAUUGUUGGAAGUUUCUCCAGAUCUUAUAUACUAUGUUUUAGAAUUUGACCCUUCCAAACGAUGUGUAAUAUUUCAAACUUCUACAUCAAAUGAUACAUUCAAUUUCCUUCCGAACUGGUUCUUGCUACAUUUUGAUAAAUCCUAA
This is a messenger RNA of Cercopithifilaria johnstoni, 1059 nucleotides long. NCBI's taxonomy places the organism in Eukaryota, Metazoa, Nematoda, Chromadorea, Rhabditida, Onchocercidae. The record is from the annotation of a GenBank genome assembly.